CACAUCGAAUUUCAACGAGCGGUAUUUUUUGGCCCGAGGGGGGCCCACUGGGUCAAACGGUUCAACAACAAAAAAGCCCAUUACAACCCACAAACACACUACUGGAAACUCCGACAGAACAACGCAUUACACGCACUCUCGUAGCGCGCAGUGGAGGGAUAUAUAAAAGCAACUAGGAUCUUUAAACUUUUCUUGUCUUGGACUCGUUUUUGUCGAGAAAAAAAACAAAGUUGAAAGGUAUGUAACGGUUAUUGCUUAUUAGAGCAGAGCGACGCGCGUGUUGAAGGGAAACGCGAGAUGAACAAACGCGAGGGGGUUGCUGCCAAGAUUGCUGCGAGAGAUGCAGAUGACAUGACCAAAAAAGAAGGAUACCGUUAGCGUAAAAGGCGAAAAACGCUGCGUAAAAAGCACUCGAUAAACGGCGUACGCAACGCAACCGCACUACACAACACUGCAGAUAUUCGUAGUGUUUUUUCGUUUUUUGGUGCGCAAAGGUUGGGCCACUGCGCGCCCGAACGGGGCCAGUUCUUCCCCCAGUACGCAGCUAUCAAGAAACCCAAAAAGCUCUCGAUAAACGAGGUUAUCUAACUCGUUCUCUCCAGUGUUUUAGUUAGCGGACCCAAAACCAGUUCUUUUGGCAUUUCUUUGAUAUACGAUAUUCCGUCAACGUAACAGCAAAACACCAUGAGCUACUACGCAGCUCCCUACGACUACUUUCCCAUCCACCCCCGGUUUCCACCCCCAGAUCUGCACGCACCACCACAACAGCAUGUGCAUCCCGAGAUGCACCCACCAGAAGAAUGGUGUUAUGGCCCUCCACCGCCGGCACCACCACCACCCAUGUACCCCCCACAACAUUACGCAGCAUUUGAAUACGAGCCACAUAUACCGGAACGAACAAGUAAUUUAGGCAAUAGUUUCGCGAUUCCAAAAGGAACGCGGAAUGCUAUGCAUCGUGUUACGGAGAUGGGGAAUAAUAUUGUGUUGACGGGGAAGAGGGGUCGACCUCAAUCUGUUGGUGCCACGACAACGACGACAAUGACGACUUUGACGAUGAAUACCAAUACGACGAUAGCGAGUACGAGACCAGGGGGCAUGGCAGCAUCUGCUGGAGACGUACCCAUCAAAUCCGAACAACCACCCAAAAAAUCCAGCACACCCCCAACAACAACAACAACAUCCAAACCCACACCCAUUCCCAAACCCUCUUGUUCAUCAUCCUCACCACCCCCCUCUCAAUUCCUCAUUGCACCCCCAGCAUGGAAGCGCAUGUUUGAAACCGCUCGAACAAGAGCACAAGGUGAAUCCGGUGUAGCAGCCCCAGUAGUCGAACUCGCCUCCCAAAUGCUCAAUAAACGUUGCAUGACCACCGUGGACCAAAAACGGAAAUUUGUCAUGAUGGUCGAUGCAACUAUUCUGCGACGAGGUGUAUUGAGUAGUCGGAGUCAUGAAGGCAUGACGGUUGCGUUGUAUUUGUUUCAACCUGGGAGAGGAAGUGGGGGGGAGUUGGUGAGUACUGAGACCAUGUUGUGUCGGAUGAGGAUUUUUGUAGAGGAUACGAGAUUAUUGCCAGCAAAUGGCAUGUCCAAUGGUGUGCAAAUCAACCUUCUCCCCGCCCUCACGGCCGAUAAAUUUGAGAAAAAGACGGUGACGAUUUCCGUAGAGGCGAGGCCAGAGGAUUUUGCACAUGGGUUAGCCAUGGUGUGCUUGAGACGAUUGGAAAAUCCGAUGUGUGUAUCGAGGCCUUGUGCACCUGUUCCUGCACCAGUCCCCUCUCUUCUCCGCCGACACUCUGCCCCCGUCCGACCAGCAUACCCCCUCAUCGCCCCCGCAGCCGUCCCCACCAAACGCUCCGCUUCAACUCUUUCCGCCUCGCCAAGCCGUGCCUCUGAGCCUUGUGUACCGGAACGAGAGGAAGACGAUGCAGUGCAGGUUGGAGAUCAGAUUGUGAGUCUUGUGUGUCCGAUUGCGUUGAAGAGGAUUGGGGUGCCGGGCAAGGGACGCAAGUGUCGGCAUGUGCAAUGUUUUGAUUUAGAGACAUUUGCCAAACUCUCUCGAUCAAGUCCGAAAUGGAAGUGUGCCGUCUGUAACGACGUGAUUGACAAGACGGACUUGACGGUUUCCGAACCCUUUCUGCACCUCCUAGCAGCCUACCCCGACGCACCCCGCUGCAUCGUCCGCGCAAACGGGUCCCACGCACCCUACACAGAACCCAGCCGCAAAAAACAAAAACGCAACAUGGUUGUCGAUUUAUGUCAAGAUGAACCAGAGAAAUUGUAUUGGGUAGAUCGAGCGGGUCAAGAUGAUUCAUCCGAGAAUAAUGGAGACGUACCAAACGGACCGGUCGAUGACCGCGAUGUGAGGAUUCAACGUAUUUUCCAUCAGGCUGCUGUUGAGGCUCAACCCUCUUCACCUCCUCGCGGGGUGGGUGGCAUGUGUGCCGGUAUCGUUUCUCCAAAGUUUACGUGAAAGAGACGAAAUGUUGUUUAAUUAUACCCCCGCCCUUUUUUGUUGUUUUCAACAAAAAAAAACCCAUAAUUUAAUGAUUGUUGGUGUUUUUGUUUUUUUUUUCUCCCUUUAGAGUAGAUAUGCUGGGGAAGGAUAUUAGUGAAAGGGGGGGCUGGUUUUGGGUAGAUGUUAGAAGUGUUGAAAGACGGGGAAACAGAGGAUAGGUUUUUUUUUGAGAGAGAGAGAGAGAGAGAGUGAGAAAGAGAGAGAAUACAAUAAAGAUGUGUG
Spizellomyces punctatus DAOM BR117 is the source of this 2736-nucleotide messenger RNA. RefSeq lists its product as uncharacterized. Lineage: Eukaryota; Fungi; Chytridiomycota; Chytridiomycetes; Spizellomycetales; Spizellomycetaceae. The record is from RefSeq and is a predicted model, not a curated record. The transcript is spliced from 6 exons. The coding region runs from base 685 to 2469 and encodes 594 amino acids. Gene Ontology annotation, molecular function: zinc ion binding; SUMO ligase activity. Gene Ontology annotation, biological process: protein sumoylation.